AAUGGGGGGAGCCGGAAGCAGGAAGUGAGUUUGCGAUCGGAGCAGCUGCUGCAGGUGAGCAGGGCCCAUGGCGGACACCCAGUACAUCCUCCCCAAUGACAUCGGCGUGUCUAGCCUGGACUGCCGCGAGGCCUUCCGCCUGCUGUUACCCACAGAGCGCCUCUAUGCCCACCACCUGUCACGGGCUGCCUGGUAUGGAGGCCUGGCCGUGCUGCUGCAGACCUCCCCUGAGGCCCCCUACAUCUAUGCCUUGCUCAGCCGCCUCUUCCGUGCGCAGGACCCCGACCAGCUGCGCCAGCAUGCCCUGGCUGAGGGCCUUACCGAGGAGGAAUAUCAGGCGUUCCUGGUCUACACUGCAGGUGUCUACUCCAACAUGGGCAACUACAAGUCCUUUGGUGACACCAAGUUUGUUCCCAACCUGCCCAAGGAGAAGCUGGAACGUGUGAUCCUGGGCAGUAAGGCCGCGGAGCAGCACCCGGAGGAAGUCAGGGGCCUCUGGCAGACCUGCGGGGAGCUCAUGUUCUCUCUGGAAUCGAGGCUUCGACACCUCGGGCUGGGGAAGGAGGGAAUCACCACCUAUUUCUCUGGGAACUGUACCAUGGAAGAUGCCAAACUAGCCCAAGACUUUCUGGACUCACAGAACCUCAGUGCCUACAACACACGGCUCUUCAAGGAGGUCGGCCAGGAUGGGAAGCCCUGCUACGAGGUGCGGUUGGCUUCUGUGCUGAGCACAGAGCCUAUUCUGGACUCCGAAAUGAAUUCCAAGCUGAAGAGCUAUGAAUUCCAGGGAAGCAAUUUCCGGGUGACCCGGGGAGACUAUGCACCCAUCCUCCAGAAGGUGGUGGAGCACCUGGAGAAAGCCAAGGCCUAUGCAGCCACCAGCCACCAGGAGCAGAUGCUGGCCCAGUACAUAGAAAGCUUCACCCACGGCUCUGUCGAGGCCCACAAGAAGGGCUCUCGCUUCUGGAUCCAGGACAAAGGCCCCAUCGUGGAGAGUUACAUCGGGUUCAUCGAGAGCUACCGAGACCCCUUUGGCUCCCGCGGAGAGUUUGAAGGCUUCGUGGCCAUGGUGAACAAGGCCAUGAGUGCCAAGUUUGAGUGGCUGGUGGCAAGUGCAGAGCAGCUGUUGAAGGAGCUUCCCUGGCCCCCAGCCUUCGAGAAGGACAAGUUCCUCACCCCCGACUUCACCUCCCUGGAUGUUCUCACCUUCGCCGGCUCCGGCAUCCCUGCCGGCAUCAACAUCCCCAACUAUGACGACCUAAGGCAGACAGAAGGCUUUAAGAACGUGUCGCUGGGGAACGUGCUGGCCGUGGCCUACGCCACGCAGCGGGAGAAGCUCACCUUCCUGGAGGAGGAGGACAAGGACCUGUACAUCCGCUGGAAGGGACCCUCCUUUGACGUGCAGGUGGGGCUGCACGAGCUGCUGGGCCACGGCAGCGGCAAGCUCUUCGUGCAGGAUGAGAAAGGAGCAUUCAACUUUGACCAGGAGACAGUGAUCAACCCAGAGACGGGGGAGCAGAUUCAGAGCUGGUACCGGAGCGGGGAGACCUGGGACAGCAAGUUCAGCACUAUCGCCUCCAGCUAUGAAGAGUGCCGGGCAGAGAGCGUGGGCCUCUACCUCUGUCUCAACCCCCAAGUGCUGGAGAUCUUUGGCUUUGAGGGGGCUGAUGCAGAAGAUGUGGUCUACGUGAACUGGCUCAACAUGGUUCGGGCCGGGCUGCUUGCUCUGGAGUUCUACACCCCCGAGGCCUCCAGCUGGAGACAGGUGGGGGCCAGGGGACCCCUCAGGAGGGAGGAGCCUGAGGCCCACAUGCAGGCCCGGUUUGUGAUCCUGAGGGUCUUGCUGGAGGCUGGCGAGGGACUUGUUACCGUCACUCCCACCACAGGCUCCGAUGGGCGCCCAGAUGCCCAGGUCCACCUUGACCGCAACAAGAUCCGGACUGUGGGCAAGCCCGCCCUGGAGAGGUUCCUGCGGAGACUCCAGGUGCUGAAGUCCACGGGGGAUGUGGCCGGAGGCCGGGCCCUGUAUGAGGGGUAUGCGGCGGUCACCGAUGCACCCCCCGAGUGCUUCCUCUCCCUCAGGGACACAGUGCUGCUCCGUAAGGAAGCCCGGAAGCUCAUCGUUCAGCCCAACACUCGCCUCAAAGGCUCAGAAGUACAGCUUCUUGAGUAUGAGGCCUCAGCUGCUGGCCUCAUCCGAUCCUUUUCUGAGCGCUUCCCAGAGGAUGGGCCCGAGUUGGAGGAGAUCCUCACCCAGCUGGCCACAGCUGAUGCCCGGUUCUGGAAGUGCCCCAGUGAAACCCCAUCUGGCCAGGCUUGAGGCAGAUUUGCGCAGCCUUUCCCCCACUCCAUUAAACCAAGGCUGCAAGUGGCCCCCUUUUUGUGUGUGUCUUAAGGGCCAGGGGAGGGGCAGGAGCUCGGACCUUGGUGCUACCUCAGCCAAGGGUGGUGACACUAAGCCCUUCCAUUUGACAGCACUUUCCAGCUUACCAAGUGCUUCCCCUGUGUUAUCUCAUUUGAUCUGCACUGCCCUCUGUGGGGUGGGCAAGGCAGGGCUCUGUAUCUGGCUUCCCAGAUGAGGCAAUGCAGGUUCUGAGAAAGUGACCUGUCACCCUGCAGGACUCAAAACCUCUCCCAAUCCAGUGCUCUUCAUGUAUUACUUUUAUAACCAGAAAAAUAAAUAUUAGAAACCACCACCA
Molecule: messenger RNA, 2699 nt
Organism: Balaenoptera acutorostrata (minke whale)
Lineage: Eukaryota; Metazoa; Chordata; Mammalia; Artiodactyla; Balaenopteridae
Gene: DPP3
Product: dipeptidyl peptidase 3
Exons: 18
Coding region: 68-2320 (750 amino acids)
Biological process (GO): proteolysis
Cellular component (GO): cytoplasm
Molecular function (GO): metalloexopeptidase activity; dipeptidyl-peptidase activity
Source: RefSeq, a predicted model, not a curated record